AUGUCAUCCAGCGCCACCUCCCUUCAGCCCACAAGCAAACUUCCUCCGUCGUCAAAUUCGUCCAACUUCUCACUCGCUCCCCCCGAUACUUCCUUCUCCAAGCGUUCGAACAGCUCAGGGAGUGCUGGUGCAGCUGGUGCAACGCGUCAGACUCCGCAGGCGCGCGGGAACCAGCCGUUAAAGAAACAGCACAAGCAACAGAGAAAGCCGCGCCUCGUGGAUGAGGAUGUCCUGCAUGAGACUCACGCCAUGAGGUCCAUCAACUCGCGCAAGGGUCAAACCUCCAUCACCCACCUGAUGAACUUUUCCCUGCCACCCCGCCCUCAGCACCACUAUCAGCAUCAUUUCAAUCAUCGACACCCAAGACGCAAUCCGACCUGGGGGCUUGGCUCUGGCUAUCAUGCUAUUGACAAAGCCCGCUAUGUUCAUGCGAACUAUCGUUUCGUCGUCCGCCCUGACCGAGAAUACCAUGCUCAGACCGUUGACGCAGAUAUCCACGUCAGCUGGGACGCCGUCUUGCAAGUGCUGGCUUCAGCCGAAACUCAGGAUGCUAGCUGUCCCAUCUGCCUGUCUACUCCAGUCGCUCCACGCAUGGCCAAGUGCGGCCACAUCUUCUGUCUCCCAUGCCUGAUCCGCUACAUGCAUUCGACCGACGAAUCGAACCCUGUUCCCGAAAGGCGGCCAAGGUGGAAAAAAUGCCCCAUUUGUGAGGACAGUAUCUACAUAUCUGAUGCAAGACCGGUCAGAUGGAUUCAGGGCAACGACAUCAGCAUGCUCAGAGAAGGUGGUGACAUACUGCUGAGGCUGCUAAAGCGUGAGCCCGGUACAACGCUAGCCCUGCCCCGAGAUACUGCUGAGAGCAACAACCGCUCCGAUGACAUUCCCUGGUUUCAUGUGGCUGGGAUGAUGGAGUACGCUCGCUUCAUGAAAGGUGGUGAGCAGUAUAUGAAUGCCCAGUAUGAGCAGGAGAUCGCGGAUCUUGAGACUCAAGAAAAAGAGGACGAGCUGAUGUUUGGUGAUGAUAACACGUGGACCCGGAAAGCCGUCCUGGCUAUUGAAGAUGCGAAACAGAAGUUGUCCGGCUUAGGCAAUCCUCCUGUGCUAGCGACGAACGCUUCUACAAACCCACCAGAGAUCCCGGAAUCCUGGGACUCGGCCGAACCAGAGGCUUUUAAUUUGACUUCAGCUGUCAAGUCAAUAACCCUUGAUCAAGGCAACACUACGACGAAACCUGCACCCGCUCCCUCGAGACAUGCUCACGGACCUCAUCGACCAUCGUCGCACCCGUUCUAUUUCUACCAUGCAUUACCAAACUUCUUUCUUUCUCCCUUAGACAUUCGGAUUCUAAAGGCUGCUUUUGGCGACUUUUCCGCAUUUCCAUCGACCAUCCUUCCACGGGUAGAGCACAUAUCUACAGGCCAUAUCAUAGAUGAUGACCUGCGCAAACGGGCGAAGUACAUGGCUCAUUUACCAUAUGGCUGCGAGGUCACAUUCUUGGAAUGUGACUGGACAGACGUCAUCAGCCCAGCCAUUCUAGAGCAGUUUCAGGAUGACAUUAACAGGCGACGAAAGCGGAACCUGGAAAAAGAAGCAAGAGAGGAAAGAGAUAGAAUCAGGGCCGAGAAGGAAGAGGACGACAAGAGGUGGGCAGCGGCUCGACGGCCGCGAAGGCCAAGCUCUGUGCCCAAGAGUUUUACUGAAUCAGAUUUCCAACCGCUGGGCGACCAGCCGGCUCAUACGAGUUCUUCGCCGGGUGAAUCUGGUCUCGCCACGACACCGCCAUGGGGCAACGCCCGGGCACACUCUGCGUUUGCGACAUUGGCCACGCCAGGCACCAGCCCUGACGCACCUCGAACAGUUUGGGGUACGGCGGCAGUCGCCCCAGCCUCCCCAGCGUUGCUCGCUGCGCCUGAACCUGUCAGCGCACAAGUUGACGACGGCUGGUUACAGGGAUGGGAGCAAGAUUUACUCGACGAGGGAGAUGCAGUGGCCAUGGUCGAGGCUUCUUUGACCAAUGGAAGCUCACGCUCCGGUGGUGGAGGUCCUUCGGCGAAGAAAGGAAAGAAGAAGAAGAUCACGCUAAUGUCGACGGGUAAUCGACGUGGCGCUUAG
Molecule: messenger RNA, 2112 nt
Organism: Fonsecaea erecta
Lineage: Eukaryota; Fungi; Ascomycota; Eurotiomycetes; Chaetothyriales; Herpotrichiellaceae
Exons: 1
Coding region: 1-2112 (703 amino acids)
Biological process (GO): positive regulation of transcription by RNA polymerase II
Molecular function (GO): metal ion binding; transcription cis-regulatory region binding
Source: RefSeq, a predicted model, not a curated record